UGCCAAGGCACAAGCAACAAGCUCACCCAGCUGGGCACUUUCGAAGAUCACUUUCUGAGCCUCCAGCGGAUGUUCAACAACUGUGAGGUGGUCCUUGGGAAUCUGGAGAUCACCUAUGUGCAGAGGAACUACGACCUUUCCUUCCUAAAGACCAUCCAGGAAGUGGCCGGUUAUGUCCUCAUCGCCCUCAACACAGUGGAGAGAAUUCCUUUGGAAAGCCUGCAGAUCAUCAGAGGAAAUGUGUACUAUGAAAACUCCUACGCCCUGGCAGUCUUAUCCAACUAUGGUGCAAAUAAAACCGGACUGAGGGAGCUACCCAUGAGAAACUUACAGGAAAUCCUGCAUGGCGCCGUACGAUUCAGCAACAACCCUGUCCUGUGCAAUGUGGACACCAUCCAGUGGCGAGACAUCGUCAGCAGUGACUUCAUGAGCAACAUGACUAUGGACUUUCAGAACCAUAUGGGCAGUUGCCAAAAGUGUGAUCCAAGCUGUCCCAACGGGAGCUGCUGGGGCGCAGGAGAGGAGAACUGCCAGAAGCUAACCAAAAUCAUCUGUGCCCAGCAGUGCUCAGGGCGCUGCCGCGGCAAGUCUCCCAGCGAUUGCUGCCACAACCAGUGCGCUGCAGGCUGCACAGGGCCCCGGGAGAGUGACUGCCUGGUCUGCCGCAGGUUCCGGGAUGAGGCCACCUGCAAGGACACCUGCCCACCACUGAUGCUCUACAACCCUACCACGUACCAGAUGGACGUCAACCCCAAGGGCAAAUACAGCUUUGGCGCCACCUGUGUGAAGAAGUGUCCCCGUAACUAUGUGGUGACAGAUCACGGCUCCUGUGUCCGUGCCUGCGGCUCCGACAGCUACGAGGUAGAAGAGGACGGAGUCCGCAAGUGUAAGAAGUGUGAGGGGCCUUGUCGCAAAGUUUGUAACGGAAUAGGAAUUGGUGAGUUUAAAGACACUCUCUCCAUAAAUGCUACAAAUAUUAAACACUUCAAAAAUUGCACCUCCAUCAGCGGUGAUCUCCACAUCCUGCCGGUGGCAUUUAAGGGUGACUCUUUCACACGUACGCCUCCUCUAAAUCCAAAGGAGCUGGAUAUUCUAAAAACUGUCAAGGAAAUAACAGGGUUUCUGCUGAUUCAGGCUUGGCCUGAAAACAGGACUGACCUCCAUGCUUUUGAGAACCUGGAAAUCAUACGUGGCAGGACCAAGCAACAUGGUCAAUUUUCUCUUGCUGUUGUUGGCCUGAACAUAACAUCCUUGGGUUUGCGCUCCCUCAAGGAGAUCAGUGAUGGAGAUGUGAUCAUUUCAGGAAACAAAAACUUGUGCUAUGCAAAUACAAUAAACUGGAAAAAACUAUUUGGGACCUCCAGUCAGAAAACCAAAAUUAUAAACAACAGAGGUGAAGACAACUGCAAGGCCACGGGCCAUGUCUGCAAUUCCUUGUGUUCGUCAGAGGGCUGCUGGGGCCCAGAACCCAGGGACUGUGUCUCCUGCCGUAAUGUGAGCCGUGGCAAGGAGUGCGUGGACAAGUGCAACGUGCUGGAGGGCGAGCUACGGGAGUUUGUGGAGAAUUCCGAAUGCGUACAGUGCCAUCCGGAGUGUCUGCCCCAGGCCAUGAACCUCACCUGCACGGGACGGGGACCGGACAGCUGCAUCCAGUGUGCCCACUACAUCGAUGGCCCUCACUGUGUCAAGACCUGCCCGGCAGGCAUCAUGGGAGAAAACAGUACCCUGGUCUGGAAGUAUGCAGAUGCCAGCCACGUGUGCCACCUGUGUCAUCCUAACUGCACCUACGGAUGUGCUGGGCCAGGUCUCGAAGGCUGUGGGCCCAAGAUCCCAUCCAUUGCCACUGGGAUCGUGGGGGGCCUCCUCUUGCUGGUGGUGGUGGCCCUCGGGGUCGGCCUCUUCAUGCGAAGGCGCCACAUCGUCCGGAAGCGCACCCUGCGCAGACUGCUGCAGGAGAGAGAGCUUGUUGAACCACUUACACCCAGUGGAGAAGCUCCCAACCAAGCUCUCCUGAGGAUCUUAAAGGAAACCGAAUUCAAAAAGCUCAAGGUGCUGGGUUCAGGAGCAUUUGGCACUGUGUAUAAGGGACUCUGGAUCCCAGAAGGCGAGAAAGUUAAGAUUCCUGUGGCUAUUAAGGAACUGAGAGAAGCAACGUCUCCGAAAGCCAACAAGGAAAUUCUUGACGAAGCCUAUGUGAUGGCCAGCGUGGACAACCCACACGUGUGCCGCCUGCUGGGCAUCUGCCUGACAUCCACCGUGCAGCUCAUCACACAGCUCAUGCCCUUUGGCUGCCUCCUGGACUACGUCAGGGAGCACAAGGACAACAUCGGCUCCCAGCACCUGCUCAACUGGUGUGUGCAGAUUGCGAAGGGCAUGAACUACCUGGAAGACCGGCGCUUGGUGCACCGCGACCUGGCAGCCAGGAACGUGCUGGUGAAGACUCCCCAGCAUGUCAAGAUCACAGAUUUUGGGCUGGCCAAGCUGCUCGGUGCUGAGGAAAAGGAAUACCAUGCAGAAGGAGGCAAGGUGCCUAUCAAAUGGAUGGCAUUGGAAUCCAUUUUACACCGAAUUUACACCCACCAAAGUGAUGUCUGGAGCUAUGGAGUCACCGUUUGGGAGCUGAUGACCUUUGGGUCCAAGCCAUAUGAUGGAAUCCCUGCCAGCGAGAUCUCCUCCAUCCUGGAGAAAGGAGAGCGCCUCCCCCAGCCGCCCAUAUGCACCAUUGAUGUCUACAUGAUCAUGGUCAAGUGCUGGAUGAUAGAUGCAGACAGUCGCCCAAAGUUUCGAGAGUUGAUCCUUGAAUUCUCCAAAAUGGCCCGAGACCCCCAACGCUACCUUGUCAUUCAGGGGGAUGAACGCAUGCAUCUGCCAAGCCCCACAGACUCCAAUUUCUACCGCGCCCUGAUGGAUGAAGAAGACAUGGACGACGUGGUGGAUGCCGACGAGUACCUGGUCCCGCAGCAGGGCUUCUUCAGCAGCCCCUCCACAUCACGGACGCCCCUCCUAAGCUCUCUGAGUGCGACCAGCAACAAUCCCACCGUGGCUUGCCUCAAUAGAAAUGGGCUGCAGGGCUGCCCAGCCAAAGAAGACAGCUUCUUGCAGCGAUACAGCUCAGACCCCACUGGUGCCUUGACUGACGACAGCAUAGAUGACACCUUCCUCCCAGUGCCCGAAUACAUAAACCAGUCUGUUCCCAAAAGGCCUGCAGGCUCCGUGCAGAACCCCGUCUAUCACAAUCAGCCUCUGAACCCAGCUCCUGGUAGAGACCUGCACUACCAGAAUCCCCACAGCACCGCAGUGGGCAACCCUGAGUAUCUCAAUACCACCCAGACCACCUGUGUCAACAGUGUACUUGACAGCCCCGCCCACUGGGCACAGACAAGCAGCCACCAAGUUAGUCUGGACAACCCGGACUACCAGCAGGACUUCUUUCCCAAGGAAGCCAAGCCAAAUGGGAUCUUUAAGGGUCCCACAGCUGAAAAUGCAGAAUACCUAAGGGUGGCACCGCCAAGCAGUGAGUCUAUUGGAGCAUGACCGUGGAGGACAGCGCUGGCCAUAAACACCCAGACUCCUCGGAUAUCUGGGCCAAGCCCCAGUGGCUCUUCAGGUCCUCAUGGCCAUGCCCAUGUCAGCACUCAGCCCCAUGGCUGUUCUGCCACGUCUGCUCCAGUGGGGCCCUCUCUCAACCAGGAGGUGCCC
This is a messenger RNA of Carlito syrichta (Philippine tarsier), 3699 nucleotides long. It is a transcript of the gene EGFR, whose product is annotated as epidermal growth factor receptor. Gene Ontology annotation, biological process: negative regulation of apoptotic process; cell surface receptor protein tyrosine kinase signaling pathway; cell differentiation. The transcript has 27 exons. Gene Ontology annotation, cellular component: basal plasma membrane; signaling receptor complex. Lineage: Eukaryota; Metazoa; Chordata; Mammalia; Primates; Tarsiidae. Bases 70 to 3534 code for a protein of 1154 amino acids. Gene Ontology annotation, molecular function: epidermal growth factor binding; ATP binding; epidermal growth factor receptor activity. The record is from RefSeq and is a predicted model, not a curated record.